Molecule: messenger RNA, 13539 nt
Organism: Leguminivora glycinivorella
Lineage: Eukaryota; Metazoa; Arthropoda; Insecta; Lepidoptera; Tortricidae
Gene: unc80
Product: protein unc-80 homolog
Biological process (GO): monoatomic cation homeostasis
Cellular component (GO): cation channel complex; axon
Molecular function (GO): monoatomic cation channel activity
Source: RefSeq, a predicted model, not a curated record
GACACCUUUAAAAAUUGCAAAAAAUACACAAGAAAUUGGAAUAAAAUAAUAUACAUAAACAAGAUAAAGAAAGGAAUAUGUGCUACCUAAUGGUGGUGUCAACGUAGAAAACUGCAGACACCGGUUCUAAUCUGGCUUCCAAAGUUUAACCUCCGUAGGGUGUGUUGUUUGUUUCUUAUGUUUUCCGUAUAUGUGGCCCAUAUCAAUUAUUAAUAUUUUAGAAUGUCUCUUGAAAGUUAGGAGAUAUUAGCUUGGCCUAUUAGAAACCAUAAUGAAGUGAAAAUGAUACAGAGACAAUGCAAUAAAACAUAAGGAAUGUGAAACUGUGAAUUUAAAGACUGAUUUUAGCUAUUAAGUAAACUUUUAGUCUAUAUGGUUUGUAGUUAUAAGAGAUCUAUACAUAUAACAUUUAACCUCGUGUAUACCAAUAAGAUAGUUAACAUAAAUUGCUACAAACAUUGAGUCAAUGCUACAAUAACGCAAAUAUUUCCAGAAGUAUCCGUUGUAUUUGCACCUCAGCGCAGACAACACCAUGGGCGCGCUGCGUGGGCGCACAUUCUUCGCCGAAAAUAUUUUCUUUUCUCGCAAGUUUCGAUAUAUUCACUGUGUCGACUUCUGACUCACAUUCUAAUUUUAGAUCGUAGCUGUGUGCCCUAAUUGUGGCUCGGGCCCAACUCCUUUGAACUUCUUUCUAAUGUUAAACUUCUUCAUUGAGUUUAUGGGUUGUAAAUCAAAUGCAAGGUUGUCAAAAUCUAAUUUAAACGCAUAACUUAUAUAAAAAAAAAUUUCGUUAAGUACAAGCGUUAAUCAAAGAUUGUUUUAUUCCUUACGAUAAUUACAGGAAACCAACCAACAGUUACAUUAUUUUCUUCGUCAGUAGAUACCAUAAUUACGGGCAGGUAUUCAUAAUUAUAUCUACCUUCGAUCAUCAUUAUCAGAUUAAUUAAUCAGGCAAGUCAAAUUAUAAUGUGUGUUAUGUUUCUUAUGUUUUUUUUUAAUUUCAUUAUAAUUUUGUGUUAACUCUAAUUUUACAGCGCAUUGGCUAAUAUAUAAUUGAGGAGUAUCUUUUCAAAAGGACUUAUGUAUUUCUAUAAGUCAACAAGGGUUAUUUCUCUAGGAAGACAUAGAUAAAAGUAACCUUUGUUGACUUAUAGAAAUAAGUCCUUUUGAAAAGACACUCCUCAAUUUUAUUAUAGGCUGUAAUGCUGUAAAGUUUAUCUAAGCAUAAAUAAAUUAGGUAUGAAUAAUCUAUAUCAAUGAUAACAUUGAAGAAUAUUGCAUGGACAUCAAACAUUAAUAGUAGAUUUGUUGAUAAAUGAUUAUCCAAAUUAUAGCAUUAAUCGAACAUCGGUGACUGAUUUAAAUCCUAUAAGGUAUGAUCUAAAUAGAGUUAAAUUAAUAAUAACAAUAAAAGACAGAUUUUUUUUUCUAUCUGCCUAUCUAUUUAUCUAAUAAAAAAAAUGUUUCUCCGUAUAAUAUUUUGAAAUAUACCUAACUUUAAAAUAAUAAAGUUCAGGUUUUCAUUUAUAAGACAGGCAUGGUAGGUAUAUCAUAACAAGCCGGAGAUCAGCUGAUCGACAGCACACGAUGACCUUGAUAUUGACAGUAAGCUAGAUUGUAAAUGUCGAGCGUAUGACAAAAAAAUAUCCGUAUACACGCGCAGGUAGAUUUUGGCCGGGCGCCGAAAACACGAAACAGGGUUGCAGUGAAAUUUGAGCGGAGUUUCUCUGUUUGGGCGGGCGGGCCGCGCGCCACGUGACCGCGGGUUAAAUAUAGAACGCAGCGCUCGCGCAGCGUGGCCAUGCCAAUGCCGCACCGCCGGCAUCUCUUAGCAACGAUUACGCGAACCUUAUUAGAGAAACCAUUCUAUACUUAGAUAUUACGAUGCUCGCUCACAUUACAUUCAUUAUGUUACCAUUCACAAAUUUCAAUGUUCAUACUCAAACAUUAUGUCACCUUUGUGAAUCCUUCCCAUCAAAUGCAAUAGACAAUGUUAGAAUUUUGCGGCCGUUCGAAUUGUUCGGCAAAGUAAGAGUUGCAUAAGAAGCCGUACAUAAGAAAAUGGGUGGCUGGGGGGCAAUCAAGUUUUCGUACACGUGAGUGGUGAGAUGAAAGUGGGAAUAUCUUAAAUCUUAAACACAUGCACCAUGAUUUGAGAUAUCCUUACAGUGUGGGGUUAUCUAAUCACUAUCUGUGUCGUUUCCGGAUCAAUAAGAUGAACCAUGAGGGGCCCCAUGUUGCCGGAAGAUGACCCCAGCGCAGACGAGCUGGUGCCGAUCCCCGUGCAGAUAUUCCUGUGGACACAGUCGUCGCCAUUCGUACGGCCGAGGCUUGGGAAGGUCCAUGAUGCUGCGUGUAUGUUUUGCCAACGAGCACAAGGCCAUCACGAGCUAAAGGAGGCUUGCAAGUCUUUCGAGAAGGUCCUGGUCCAGAAUCUUCGUUUUGGCCUAUCCAUAAGUCUCUCGCAGGCGAUAGAAGCAAUCCCGCGAUGGCGCUUUGUGCAGGCUUCUCUGCCACACGUUAUGCACUCGUUAGCUGCUGUACUUCACAACAGGGUAAAAGACAAUAUGUCCAGUCUCGGCAAUGUGGAAACAAAACUUCUAUACACAUUGCACUGGAUCAUACUUGAUGCAUCUGAUGAAUGCUGCCAGGCUGAUUAUGAGGCUGGCAUUUUUCACACAAACCCUUUCCACUACCUUUUCUCCAUUCCUAUCAUGACGCUAUUUGUUUUUCUAUUUGCUCCAAUUGCUGGUAACUUAAAAGAGUCAGAUUUCACAAAUAACUUCCGUUUGGAGAAUGGCCUGAAGAUAUGGCAAGGUUUUUGGGAGUACAGACACCCUGAUGCCCCCUGUUUCACCACACUUGUGAAGCCCAAACCCAAACCUUUAGGAAGUAAGGUUACUAAAAGGCCACAACAUGGAGAUGUAUUUUUAGGGCGUAAACCUUCAAAAGAGGAUGGUGGAACAUUAAAUGGCAGCCCACCAAGUCAAACCGUAUCUAUGUCCCAAUCAGAGGUUCCAUCUAAGCAAGGUAGUACCGAGGAUGAGCCAUGGCUUUCAUCGCCAAAAGACACCAUUUUCCCAGAAACUAUACCGGAAGAAAGCUCAAGUACUGAAGAAGAACAUGUGUUUAUCUAUCGUCUUCCGAGCGAGGUGUGCAGUGGGGCCGUUAAAGAAGCGUAUACAGUUUAUUCUGCUGAUCCCAGUCUCUUCCAAGUUCGCAAGGCUGAUGGAACUAAACAGCAACUACCGGGAAUCAAGCCACUGCCGCAGGUCACAAAGAUGAGCUCAUCAGACAAAGAGUCUCUGUCGGACAGCGGAUCCGCUUCGAAGCCUAAACCAACCCCGAGUCCCGUGGACAAACCAUGUUCAGCCAAGCAGGCACAUGUAUCAUCGGCUACUUUCCUAGACGUUGCCACACUCCGGUGCCUAUUUACCACGCAGUGGACGGAGGAUGGCAUCCACUGGGCCCUGCACUACCUUUAUAACAGAUUACGUGACAUAUGCGAUGACCUAUCUAAACAAACACAACCAAGAAGAAGAAGUAAUUCACUACCCAUCCCCAAAAUAGAAGUUUCCAUAUAUCAAAGCCCCGAAAUGAAGAGAGAUUCUCUAAAAAACUUCAUGGAAGUCCCCGAUUUGAAAGAGUCUCCAGUCACAGAAAUAUCAUACCCCGCGUCUCCCAAACUUGAGGAGGAACCCCUGACGAGAAGGGCGAGCGAAAAAGUUAAAAGGAAAAUGAAAAUGGCCGAUCUCAAAGCUUUUGUAGAAACGAAAAUGUUCUCGAAAUCGGAAAAGGCAUUAGAGAAAAUUGGACAUGAUGAUCACAAGUUCAGUUUUCAUACUGCCGUAAGAUUGCUAUCUGAGUAUCAUAGAAGUUUGGAUAAUAAUGAAGAUAGACCGAAUUCUGCUUUAGGAACUCAUUUCCCGGCGAUAGCCCCUCGACUUACCGGAGACCUCCUGCCCUGUAAUCUGAUCAAAGGAAAAAGUAUGCCUAGUCUUAGCUGUCUGAUAGACGAGCUAGCCUCCAAUGGAUACAUUGGAGAGAUAAAGACGGAGCGAGCGCAUGGGUUUGCGGGCGCGAUGCCCACGAAUAUGCAAAAGAAGAAGAACCCGAUUAUAACCGUCACGGAGCACACGCCCACGCCGUCACCGGACUAUCUUUCCAAAACUCAACAGGGCUCGCUAGAAUCGCAAAUGGAUUCCGUCAGCAUGGUCGGCUCACAACACAUGGCGACGCCGGAGCGAAAGCCAAGCCUGACCCGUUCCCAGACUGACUCCAACAUCACAUACGUGGUUGAAGAGGUGCAGGACGCGCCAGGCUCUAUACACUACAUUACUAAAGACGGGGAUAUCGACUUCCAAGUUGUGUUGAAGGCUGUUUACUCAGUAUGUGUGAUGGACAGCUACUACAUAUCGAUUCGAGUGAUGGAAGUGAUACUGAAUCUAGUAGACACACUAAUGGAACUCGGGGUCCAUAAAAACUGGAACAGUACCAAUGUUGAAGACAACCAACCGGGCAGUGUCGACCCCUUGACGGAGUUUAUGAAGGAUAAAGAUAACAAGGGCAGAGACUCCGGGCUACCUUGUGCACAAAGUCAAGAUUCAACCAACGUGGAAACUGGCGACAGUACCAGGGAAAAGAGAGAGGAGGAGGACCUAGACUGCCCAUAUUAUAUGUUACUGCAUAUCAUUCUCAGGUUACUUCGCCAGCUAGGCUGUUCCCACGGCUGUGCCACAGCUCUCCGCUGCCCCAUAGCCGACACCCUGCGCAUCCAGGCCAAGAAGUCCCUUCGGCAACUCAGAACAGCGUCUGUCUCCAAGUUUACGCUUAGACUGAAAGAGAUGACCAAGUUUGCCCCUAUCAAAGAGGUGUUGGACAAUCUACAUUCUACGAUUGGAUUUUGCGCCGAUCCGUCAAUGAUGGUGUCACCAAUGAAUCAACAGAAGCGCAACAUGUCAAAGUCACCAGACAUGAGCCACUUACAGACCGGGUACGCGACUAACUUCGGAGCAGGGCAAGGGCCCAACGCAAACCGCGCCGUUGAGACCUUCGUCGUCGAGUCUACCUUCCGGGUACUGGUCACCAGGUUCGCCGCGAUGCACAAGGAGCUCAAGAUGCUGGAUAAUGCGAAUCUGUACAUGCAAGUGCGACUCCUACUGAGCUACGUCCACGAAGUCCACGGCGGGGAGUUCAGAGUGGUGGCUCUGGGCGGGCUGCUCGACACCGCGGAGCGCCCGGACAGCCAGCCCAAGGAGGCCAACAUGCAAACUACCCGCGUCAUAAGGCAUAUACCUCGCAGUCAAGACGACGAGCGCGGCUCCGACACUGGGGCAGACUCGGGUUGUGCCGCAGAUGACAGAAGCCAUAAGAAGUUCACCUUCAAGAAGAGGAGCACUUCAUCCACGGGGGCACAUAGUCUACUGGAAACCGAGGGUGGCUCCGAGUCAGCAAGUCAAUCACCUCUUUCGGUCCGCACGCGACGCUACCCGUUGACGCCCCGGCAGUCUGAACGCACUAUACCAUCCACGUCGUCGGCUGAUAUGACGCCCCAUCACAAGAUAUCGCACUCCAAGUCCGUGCCCUCCAAGUUCCACUUCAGCGGAUUAGUGAACUGGUUCCGCCACAAGCCGCAGUCAGCGUCCCUGCUUCGCAACGGCGGCGGCUCCGGCGAGUCUCUGCCCAUCUCGGGCAGCAUGAUCUCGCUGGCACGCCCCAACCUCGCCGCGCAGCCGCUGCCCAGCCGCCCCGUGCACGUCAAGCGACGUGUUGGCUACACGCUCAAUAGAGCUCGCAAACGGGUGGAAGACAGAUUGAACAGAUUUGGUCUAAGAAAGAUGGGGAAGAAAAGAGACGGCAGUAUCGAGGAAACGAGUGGCGGAUAUAUGUCCCGCCGCGGCUCGGCCGAGGGCGGGUCGGGCGGCGGCGAAUCAGAAGUGGUGGUGCUGAAACGAAGACGACUGGUAGCUGCAGCGCCUUUGUAUGCUGGAUUGGCGCGGUUCAGCUUUCUACUUGACGCUACUCAGCCCGGUGCCACACCUGACGCGCUGUUCAUGGCUGCACUGUUGGAUUUGCCUAACACGGUGGUGGUCGGUAGAGCCGCGAUGUUACUGGAGUGUGCACAUUUGGUCUACAACUGCAACAAAGGCCAGUGGCCCUAUUGGUUGAAGUCCAACAUGUCUAAAGCAACUGUGACUACGAGUCCGCACCUGAAAAGGCAACGUUUAGCUGCAAAGCUAUUUUAUCAAUGGGCCGAAGCUAUAGGAAACCGAUUGGAAGAGAUGUUGAUCGAAGACAAAAAGUACAUAGACAACGUGGUUAACGUCGUUACUGAUCCAGACGGACAGCGCGACCUGCUGCAGCAAGAUGAAGAGGAAGACUUCCUGGAUGAAGCGAGCCUGCGGUUCGCGGGCGGGCCGCUGGGCGCGGCGUGCCCGCGCGCGCUGCGACUGGUGGCGUGCGUGCUGCUGGGCGAGAUCACGGCGUUCCUGCGCGAGUCCUACCAGAACCUGCCCAAGUCCUGCCGCGCCUCGCUCAAGGAGCGCGGGCCCUGGGACCGCGUCUAUAGGGAAGCCAACCGGCGCUGGAGCAUGGCGCUGUCGUCCAUGGGCCACUCGCAGGCGUCCGCGCAGAGCCUGCAGUCCAUAGCCGGCGCGGAGCCUGAGCGCAAGAUCUCUUUCGUCAUCCACGAGCCUGAGAAUGUCUCCGGCGGGAGCAAUGUUACGUUAGCAGACGCGAUCCCACCAACUCCCGUAGAUGACAAGAAGGGGCGUCUAGGGUCGCGCGGUAAGGCAUGCCUGCACCGCCGCAGCACGCAGCAGCAUCAGGCCUACGGCUCUUUCAAGCGACGCUCCAUCAAGCUACGACAGAAGGACGCGAGAGAAGUCGACGAAUUUGUUAAUCGGCGCUCUGAAUCGAUACAAAGCAGGCGAAAGGUAUCGUCCCUUUCUGACAGGAGUGACACGUCUGAAAUAUAUCCCCCUGCAGGGGGCACUGUAAAUAUGCCAAACGAGGUGGACAGUGGAGGGGAGGAGAGCCCCGGGGUGCUGUCGGACGACCACGACCACCCGCCCGACAGCCCGGAUAGCAACUCCACCGAUCCUCCUGAUAAUAAUAAGGGUUUCCCUUGGCUGAAGGUUAUGGUAAAGUUCCUGAACUCGUUCAACUACGUAUGCUGCCACCAGAAUUUCUGCCACCCGUACUGCUUCCGUCGCAACAUGCGCGCCAGCGCACGCCUCAUGAAGUCCGUCCAGAAGAUAUAUGGGGAGAAGUUUGGACCUGAAGUAAAUGCUACGAAUAACGAAGAUGGAGUUGGUGGAGCGCGCCGAGGGCGCCGAACGCGCAAGUCUUCGGAACACGUCACUGACAGGAUCGAUAGGUCCGUAAUCGAAAGUGCGGGACUGGCAUACCACGCAGCUGGCGUAGAAGCGGCGGCGGCGGCCAAGCCCGCUGAACCCACCACCUCGCCCACAUCUGCGGUCUACCCACCGGCCGAGCCGCCCGCUAUACUCAAGUACCUCAAAGGGCAGGUCCGCGAUGCAUACCACGCGCCUCUGGCCACGCUGAUCAAAGGCGCCUGUACCAUGGACGAGCAACUAUUCGCGGAGAGCGCCGCAGUGGCGUGGCAGUUACUGCUAGAACCGGACCGGGAGCUGAGCGCCUGCGCGGCGUCUUUCAUACUUGCCGCUGUGAAGGCACCCCUCACAGCCUCUGAGAUCAUGCAUAAUGACUUGAAGCACACCGACCCCGCAGUCAGAAUCAAAGCGAUCCUAAAAUUCCAAGUAAUGUGGAAGCUCCGCUACCAAGUAUGGCCUCGCAUGGAGGAGGGCGCCUCGGUGACAUUCAAAGUGCCUCCUCCGGGCAUCGAGUUCACUCUGCCCUCUCCCAAGAUCGGCAUCGAGUCCCUGCCCGUCGUCGACCCGCCGUGGACGCCGCAGGUCAAGGACAAGGAUAUGGAGAUGACCUUGAACCAGGAGCGGCAUCGAUCGCUAGUAACAGCAACCAAGACCCGCAAGAAGCAGCAAACGGAAGCAAUUAAGCGCGCAUUACAGCAACGAAACGAUAAGAAGCGCGCGGAGCGGGAGAGCUUCCUUAUAACCACCAUACCCAUCACCAGGCAGGCGGCGCGAGAGCCUGCACUCGACCACGCCGCCGACGAUCACAUUGAACCACCAGCCGAUGAGGAGAUCUCAGAAGGCGUCCGCGGCUCACACCAUACACAGGUGGCAUCAGCCCUGUUCCCAUCCGCGCUAUGCUCGGCUGUAGCCGAGAUAGUUUCGCUGUUAGACGAUGCGGCGGUCUCUGCUGAGGGUUGCUCAGUCUACGAAGUUGCCUAUCAGGUUAUAUGGGGCUGCUUAGUAGAAGACUCAGCCCUAUUCCUCCGCCACGUGCUCGAGCGUCUGACGCGCGACCACCAAGACGAGAUGUUCAAGUUGCUUCGACACCUCAUUCGCUUCAUACCGCGGUUGCCGCAACAGGCUGCGUUCGCACUAUACAACUACAUCAUUGGCUAUGUCAUGUUCUAUAUACGCUCGCCGCAUGAGGAGGGACAGAGGCUUAUUGGAGCUGCCCUUUCUAUUCUUUGGAUGGUUGUCCAUAGCGUUCACGGAAUAAUGUUUAAAGAUCUAAAGCAAAUUUUACGGAAAGAGCAAUGUGACGCAUCUAUUUUGCUUACUGCCAACGUGCCUGCAGCUAAGAAGAUUAUUGUACACGGACCAGCUGACAAUGAGGGUUGCAUUCCAUCACAAUUCCCAAUUCAAGAAGACACUCAAUUUGGCCAAAUAUUGAAGGAAUCGCUAGAUUUCUUUGGGAUACCAGAACACCUGCACACUGAACACUUCCUGGUUGAUUUUAAAACUCGUCAAAUCCAUAACCCGCAGUCGUACGUGCGCGACUGGUACUUCUUCAAACGCUCGCAGUACCCGCAACUAGGGCUAGUCCACAUGGCUCCGGACGUCGCCUUCGAUAAGCUGCAGCAGCAGGAGUUGCUUUCCAAGUUCGUGGAGAUCGGCAAGGUGCUGCUCACCUGGGCUAUCUUGAAGAAUGUCGACAUGGUGGUCCAACGCGUGGUGUUCCUCCACGACGAACUGAUGAAGCUGCCAGCUUUCCCUCGCAAAGCGCUCGAAGCUGACCUGCAACUAUACAGCAGAGGGGCGCUCGGGUCCACACUCCUCGGCUUAGACGUACUUCACAAGUUUAUGUGGGUCCGCCUCAUAGCGCGCAUGUUCGAAGCCAUGGCGGGAAACUUCACGUCGUCCCGUGACAUCCAUCUAUUCCUCAAUGUUCUGAACGGUGCACUCAUGUUGCACAGCGAGGAUUCACUUAUCCUCAGAUAUGUCAUUGCCACAUACGUUAACGCUGCGUUCAAUUUUAAGAACAUCUUCUCUACUAAUGGGUACCUUCUCAUCAUGCCAACACUUCUUCAGAUCUAUUCGAAUUAUCAAACGAACAAGCUAGUGACAACAACGAUAGAGUACGCCGUGAAACAGUUUUAUCUACUGAACAGGAAGCCGUUCAUUCUGCAGAUGUUUGGCUCCGUGUCGGCCAUAUUGGAUACUGAUGAGGAAUCAGCUUAUGGUGAUGCCAGUAAGGUACAAUCAAGCUGCCUCUUCAACCUGCUGCUAAGCCUAGAGACACCUUCACCCGACCCACUUCACAUCGCCGAACUAAUCAAAGAGGAAAAGCCACUCAAACCCAUCGACUUCUGCUAUCGGGAUGAGGACGAGAUGGUCAAUGUGCUCGACUGCAUUAGCUUAUGCGUCAUGGUCGUAUCAUACUCUUCUGAGAGUAUGCGGGGUUAUCAAAUGCUUAUAAUUCUGGAAGCGAUAUUGCCGUGCUACGUGAAACAGAUUCAAUUGCCAACAUACAAUAGAGAAGGAAAGACUGAGAAAGAGAUCAUACAACAACUGGCGAUAGCUAUCAAAACUCUUGUCAACAACUGUGAAGGAUUGUCAAAGUCAUACAAUGGCCCCUACCGCACGUCACCCGAACAUAAAGGCUCAUCUCAGCGGGGGGUUCGCACCGCGCCCACCUCUCAGUUUAAAGGCCUCGACGGACUCGACGAGGAGUCGCAUUCGCGCUACGUUAGCGACCACUCGCGCGCUCAGCCUGUGCCGGAGUAUACCGGCGCUGAAGACUCAGAGUUAAUACGGGCAGAAUAUCGUCGUCCGCGAGAUGUUUUGCUGUCUCUAGUGGGAGACUUCAUCGGACGCGCUACAACACGACUUCUUGACCUCAACGGAUCCAAGGGCAGCGGUGGCAGCGAGGGCAAACCGGUAGAGCUGCUCGACUGCAAGUCACAUGCGCGGCUGGCAGAGAUCGCGCACUCGCUACUGAAGGUGUCACCAUAUGAUCCUGAGUCCAUGGGCUGCCGCGGUCUGCACCGCUAUAUGACUCAGGUUCUACCGGCAGCGGAUUGGGCCGAUGAUGCUUUGCGUCCUGCUCUUAUUAUGAUCAUAAGGCGCCUGGAUAAGGUCUUCCUUAAGAUCGCUAAGAAACCUAGCAUUAGGCGAAACACUGACUGGGACUCUGCAGCGGUGCUGCUCAAAGGCGUAUACGAAACUAUGAUACGGUGUCCGUACGUCAUGCAUUGGCAGCAAGUUAAAACUUUACUAAACACUGUUCAGGCUCUAAUAGUAUCAGAGAACAACAGCGGCGAGAACUUAUCGUCCGCCACAGCGGCGCUGAUGUCGCAGCCGCCGCCGCCGCACUUCUGCAGCACCGUCGUGCGGCUUAUAGCGCUUCAAGUCAUCAAUACUGGGGACAGCUACUCAUUGGAGCAAAUGUGCGGAGGCAGCGCCAUUUUCCAGUCGGCGGAGAAGACAGAAAACAUGCUGAUGAAUCUAUUUAUGCCUCUUUGUUUGAGAGUUGGAAGCGGGCGGAAAGACGUCCCACCGCUGCGUCAGUCGGACGUGUCCUACAUCGUAUCAGUAGUACUGAGCGCGCUCUGCCCGCCCGCCGCUCCGGGCCAACUGGCCGCAGUCAACGCCAAGCUCAAUGCGGCCGAAGCUCGCGCUAACUCGCUCACCUUUACUGGCAGCCGGGAUACGCGCAACACCACCAAGCUAUCGCACCAGCUCUACAAGAUUGCCUUUCUAGCCCUGAAGGUGCUGUGCGCAUGUUUCACGUCCGAGCUGUGCUCAGAGUGGGGCCGGAUCGCACGCGCCAUGCGCGACUUGGGCCGCCGGAACGAAGCCGCGGCACACCUGUGGGACUUUCUAGAACAUGUCGUCACCUACCGCACGCCGCUGUUUGUGCUACUGCUGCCAUUCAUUGUACACAAGCUAUCUCAGCCGCCCAUUGGUGACAACGAGCGGCACAUGCAGUUCGUGGUCCGCGAGCGCGUCCGCGGGCUAAAACUACCCGCGGCACGAGCACGUGGCGCGCUUCUGGCAGAGCUGGCGAGAGAUCUACGCACGCUACGUGACAAGCACGACCACUGCAAGUUCGAACAAAUAGCGGAGAACAUAAGCGCGGGCGGCAAGCGCGCGUCGGAAGUGUUCGGGCGCUCGGGCGACAAGGCGGCGCAGCACCGGCCCUCGCUCAUCUCCAUGCUGGUGGGCCGCUCCGGCCUGCCGCGGACCCCGGACCACCCCUCAGCACCGCUCUCUGCUCCCAGAGCGACUUUUUUGUUUGAUUGUAUUUCAGAAUCGGUGUCGAGCAGUUCUACGACGAGUCAACACUUGGUCGGCUUCGACCUACCGGGAACGCGCACUGAUAACGGCAACAGUCAUUCCAACAUAGGGUCGUCGACGUACGGCAGUGAUACCAAGACGGGCAGCACGCCAUCUUAUAGUACUACUCAGACUAAGCUGCGCUUCGUCUCUUCCGUCGAGUUUAAACUCACCACCGGUGAGACCUCCCAAACUCCGCUUUCCCCGCUGUCACCCGGCGAGUGGUCUGGCGACCGUAAUGGCGACAAUGACGACGACCGGCCGCGGCUGCAGCGCGCACACGGGCCUUCCAAGAAAACCUUCAAGUUCCGACGCAGCCGACAUACCAAGCCUGAGCAACAGAACUCGCGCCUGGAAUCCGAUGAAUGCUCGUCCCCGGGCCCCGAGAGCACGCCGGCGCGGCGCGCCUGGCCGCCACUGCUGGCGCCCACGGCCAUCAAUACUGACACCUCGUACGACAGCGAGAUCUCGCAGACAUCCUCCACCUCGGGAUACAGAGAGAGCUACAGCCUGCAGGCGUCGAUGACGGAGUCGCCGGGCGGGUCCGCGCGCGCGGCGCUGGCGUCGCCCGAGCCGCCGUCGCAGCGCACGGCCACGCCCACGGCCAGCCCCGACGCAUCUAUAAGCGAGUCGGGCACAUCGUCCGCCGAGCGCACGGCGCUGCUUGGCGCGGCCAGCCAGCGAUCGCUUCUGCUCAGCAGCGAGCUACGCGACGAAGACACGCUGCUGUAAUCACAUCACCUAAGGACUGAAACUCGGGAAUGCUAAUCAUCAGUUAAAAUUCUAAUGCUAAAUAAUGUCAGUAGUAAAGAUAGGCUCGUUCAUACAAUGUCGAGCAAAUAUGCGCACAAUAAACGCCCUUUGCACACAGGUCUACGAAAUGGCCUACGCCGUAUUGGCUUUGACGGUGACAGAUCGGUUAGAAAAUUCUUUGGCCAGCAGAGGACAACUGACUUUAAGGAAACGUUUUAAAGCUCACAACACAAUUGAUUGUAUAUAUCGUACCUAAUAACGACACUGCCGACUAACACACAAUGUAUCUUCAAUGGUAUGAAUUAGAGUAACAAUAAGUUCACAUACAGUUAAAUAGGUAGUUAAUGGUGUCAACCAGUUAUUACAUCCCAUCAACAGGGGCAGGAGAGGGGUCAUGCCAAGUUGACAAUACAUUUUAAAAGAGUCAAGUGCUCAAGUGUUACAUAUGAAAAAAAGGUGACAUGUCCAAAAACUCUAAAUUUGGUGUUAUGUAAUGAAUGGAUGUCUUCUUGACCUUCUGAGACAGUUACUAUUGAAAGUAUAAUUCUAGCAGAACAAAAUUACUAUACACAUACACUAUACAUGUUUAGCAUUUGAAAAGUACUUAAGUAUGUCUCUAAAAUGUUGAAGUAAAUAGAUAGGUAGAUGUUGAUAAUAAUUAGACAUUAGACUGGAACGUUAUUUUUAUUGCGCAUAUGACUAACAUGAUUGUACUGAGUAUGUCUACAUAAUUAAUUGCCAACUGAAGUGUAAAUUUUUAAUAAUAAAACUACCGUAAAAUCGGGUAACUCACGUAAAAUUGUCGAAGAUCGCUCGACAUGUUUCGCUCCGUAACGAGGAUCAUUUACGUGCAGACUGACGUAGUCGGCGUCGGGAUAAUAUGAAGUGCAAAACUUGCACAUAUGCAGAACAAAAAUCAAAAACUAUGCCUAUUAUUUUAUUAAUAGGUGAAUUUGUGAUAUGUGAUGUAGAUAAAAUGUACUUCACCCUUCUUUUAUCCCGGCCAGUAGUUAUAAAAUAAAUACACGAAAUUAUACUUUGCACUAGGUCGGAACUGGUGUUUUUAGGCCGGUAUCAUUAAAAAAAAACCUCGAAACAGACUAAUAUUUUUAAU